GCACCGUGCCAGCUGUGGCAUCGGGACGAGGACGCUCCCUGGAGAGCGGGCAGAAAAGCCGUCUCCAACCACCCUCUGCCUUGCUCUGCCCCAGGCCUGUCUGCAGGGCCUUGCUGUCAGCGGAGACAGGCAGCUGGGAGAGGCCUGGAGCCAUCCACACGGGCCGCGGGCGUGUGCUCACCUCAGAGGAGCACCGUGGGGACAUCGCCUCCCACCCAGCCUCCUGGACACUGACCACUGAUCAAGCCCUGGCCGCAUGGACAUGGGUGCCCCAGGUCCCAGGCCAGCUCUCAGCCACUCGCCUGACUGCUGUCUCCUCAGCCAUGUCCCCAGGAUGGCUGGCUCUCGCCCUCCUGAGUGUGCUGGACCAGUGGACCCAGGCCUUCCACCCCCGGCUGGUCAAGUGUUUUGAGGACCCCCAGUAUGAAGAGCUGAUGCAGCUGGCUCAGGAGGGCCUGAGGCUCACGUCGAACACCCAAAAGGUGGUGGUCAUUGGAGCAGGCAUGGCUGGGCUCACCGUGGCCAAGACCCUGCAAGAUGCUGGCCACCAGGUGACUGUGCUGGAGGCCACAGGGCGUGUAGGUGGCAGAAUAGAGACCCACCGGGUUCCUGGAGCGGAUUGGUACAUAGAGCUGGGCGCCAUGAGGAUCCCUGUGAACCACAGGCUGUCUCGCGAGUUCAUCCGGAAGUCCAGGUUGACCCUCAGGGACUUCUGCCCCUCGAACAACCAGACCUGGGUGCUGGUGAACAGAGUACGGCAGCGCCUGGGGGCCGUGCAGGCCAACCCCGACCUGCUGGGCUACAAGGUCAGACCCAGCGAGGCCGGGAAGACAGCCGAACAGCUCUUUGAGGAGUCACUGCGGAAGGUCGAGGAAGAGCUGAAGAGCAGCAGCUGCCGCCAGGUGCUGGAGAAAUACGACUCCUUCUCCACCAAGGAGUACCUGAUCAAGGUGGGGAACCUGAGCCGCGGCGCCGUGCAGAUGAUCGGGGAUGUGCUGAACGCGGACUCCGGCUACUACGAGGCCUUCAUGGAGACGCUGCGCGGCUUCAUCUUCUUCCACGAGCCCCAGUUCCAUGAGAUCAUCGGGGGCUUCGACCAGCUGCCCCAGGCCCUGCACGCCGCCCUCCAGCCGGGCACGGUGCGGCUCCACUCGCCUGCACUGGAGGUGCAGACGUCCAGAGAUGGCGUCCGGGUCACCUACCGCACGCCCGACCCCUUGAGGCCCCGGGCUCACCUUACUGCCGACUUCGUGGUGGUGGCCACCACUGCCAAGGCCGCCCGGCUCCUCCGUUUCCGGCCACCCCUGUCCCUCAGCAAGGAGGACGCGCUGCGCUUGGUCCACUAUAACAGCGCCACCAAGGUGAUCCUGGCCUGCACCCAGCGCUUCUGGGAGCGGGACGGCAUCCGCAGCGGCAAGUCCGUCACCGACCGGCCCUCCCGCUUCAUCUACUACCCCAACCACGCCUUCCCCAACGGCGUGGGCGUCAUCCUGGCCUCCUACACCCUGGACGACGACGCCAGGUUCUUCUCCGCCAUGGACCACGCGCGGGUGGUAGAUAUCGUCUUGGAGGACCUGGCUGCGGUCCAUGACCGCCUCAAGGAGGAGCUCCGGGCCCUGUGCCCCUAUUCCUUUGUCAAAAACUGGAGCCACGACCCCUACUCCAUGGGUGGCUUUGCCUUCUUCACCCCCUACCAAUAUGUGGACUACGCCAAGGAGCUCAGCCAGCCGGAGGGGCGGAUCCACUUCGCAGGCGAGCACACGGCCCUGCCCCACGGCUGGAUCGACACAGCCAUCAAGUCUGGGCUCAGGACAGCCCAGAGCAUCCACGCAGCUGCAGACCUGGCCGGGAAAGGAGGCCCUAGGCCCGCCAAAGAUCCCUCCUCCAAAAACGAGCUAUAGCCAGCUCAACCCAGCAGCGUGAUCCAGUCACCUGGGUUCACCAGGAAAGGUCUCCGAACUCACCCUCUCACUUCAUCUCCACCUCUGCUCAAGGAUGCCAGACCAGAGGUGCCACCUGAGGCCAGAGGAUGGCGUCUCUGAGCACUUAACCACCUGUGCCUUGACAAUAUCUCAACCACAAGAACAUGUGAUGUGGUCAUUAAAACAGUAAAGCAUUUGUUGAGUUUAA
This is a messenger RNA of Chinchilla lanigera (long-tailed chinchilla), 2130 nucleotides long. Its product is annotated as L-amino-acid oxidase-like. Gene Ontology annotation, biological process: amino acid catabolic process. NCBI's taxonomy places the organism in Eukaryota, Metazoa, Chordata, Mammalia, Rodentia, Chinchillidae. Bases 324 to 1901 code for a protein of 525 amino acids. The transcript is spliced from 7 exons. Gene Ontology annotation, molecular function: L-amino-acid oxidase activity; polyamine oxidase activity. The record is from RefSeq and is a predicted model, not a curated record.